UAACCGUACCGUUUACGCCUACAAUUGCGGACCCAAAUUUCACGUUGUAGCAUAAUAUUUGUUCCUCUUUCGAUUUUUAACACUCAGCUUUUUCCGUCGGCGGCGAAACCUUUGCUCCGGCGAAUUAUCGGCGAUCGCUUUUCAAUAAUCGAGCUACGGGGCAUAUGUGGAGAUGCUGACAUAUAUACAUGUGGCCCUCUGUUUUCAUGCGAGGACUAAUAGACAAGACUCAAGCGUGAGGAAAGCCUUACAGUCAUCUUGCUGCUGAUACUUCAAAAAAGAACAUCAAGAGUUUUGCAGGAAUAACACCAGUGGCUCUAGCAAGAAAUGGAUGCUGGUCGAUAUGGCCCCCAUCAAGGAUGGGAAAAUAACAGCGCUUUGGAGGGUUAUAGAGGAGUGCACGAGCCAGAUUUCCGGGCUGGUGGUUCUUAUGAUGAUAGGAGGUUUGUAGAUGAUAGAUUUUCAAGGGACGGUGUUUACCCACGGGGCGCCUAUCACCGUGAUAUACUGGAAGGAGAGCACUACCCUCAUCCGCCACCAGCAGUUGGACAUUGGCCUCAAACAAGGAGAAGAAGUUAUGAAGAAGAUUACCCUGUGGAGAGGGAUUCCAGGAGGCAUGAGAAGCCGUACGUUGAUUCAUAUCACGAAAUUCGUGAAGCUGAUAAGUAUCAUGAGAUUAACACAUUCAGAGAUGGUUAUCGCAGUUUUGACAACUACCCUGAUACUGGAUUUGACAGGCCUGCUAGGUAUGGGGGACGGGAGCAUGAUGACCUCUAUGAUGAUUAUGACUACAGACAACGUAUGGCGCACCCCAACAGGGAGGAUAGCCGUGAAAGAGACUACGAGUACAGCAGAUACAGUUAUGAAUCAGACUAUGAACGAGGCAGUAGGAGAGAUGGUAAUUGGAGACGACGUGAAUCCCGCGAGCGCGAACGUGACAAAGAAUCGAGUCGUGAGAGGGAUCCGAGUCCAUAUAAAAGGCACGAGUGUUCCCGUUCACGUUCUCGAGGUCAUGAUGAUCACCUGAGGUCAAGGUCUCCUCGAAGUCGAAGUCAUAGUCGCAGUCAUAGAGAGGACAGUUAUGAUGAUGGCCGAUACGAUAGAAGUGAGAGACGAAGAGAUCGUGAUGAUAAAAGAUACCAUGACAAUUAUUCUGUGGCUCCUUCAGCAACUGUUGUUGUCAAAGGUCUUUCACAGAAAACUACUGAAGAAGAUUUGUAUCAGAUCCUUGCUGAGUGGGGGCCCCUACGCCAUGUUCGUGUGAUCAAAGAACGAAAUUCUGGCGUUUCUCGUGGUUUUGCUUUUAUUGAUUUCCCUUCUGUGGGUGCGGCUCAAGCAAUGAUGGACAAACUUGGGGAUGAGGGUCUAGUUGUGGAUGGUAGGAAGCUUUUUUUCGAGUACAGUAGCAAGCCAACUGGAGGGCCUGGUGGUCUAGACAGUGCUUCAAGAUCUAAUCAUGGUCACCAUCGGAGCAUCACUGUUCCAUCUGAUUGGAUGUGCACCAUCUGUGGAUGCGUGAAUUUUGCACGGCGAACAUCUUGCUUCCAGUGUAAUGAGCCACGGACAGAUGAUGCUCCUCCAGCAGACAUGGCAUCAUCCAACUCUAGUACUCUGGGGAGGAGAGGCGAAGCAGGUCCCACACAUGUCUUGGUUGUCCGUGGAUUAGAUGAAAAUGCAGAUGAGGAAAUGCUUCGUUAUGAAUUUUCCAAACAUGCUCCUAUUAAGGAUCUUCGUCUUGUCAGAGACAAGUUCACUCACGUCUCGAGGGGAUUUGCUUUUGUGCACUUCUAUUCGGUGGAGGAAGCUACUAAAGCUCUUGAAGCAACAAAUGGGACAACUUUAGAGAAGAAUGGGCAGAUUCUUAGAGUUGCGUAUGCAAAAAGCAUCCUAGGACCGGGAUCAAGUGGUUCUCAGGCUAGUAGCCUUGCUGCUGCUGCUAUUGAAGCAGCAACUUUUGCUCAACAGUAUGAUGCUGUUGGAUGGGCACCAAAAGAGUAUAAUCCUGAUGAUAAGUUGUCUACUGGUGGACAAGAGCACAGUGGAGAAGUUGCUGGUCAAAAUUCUGCUCCAUCAUCUGGAUUUGUCUGGGAUGAAGCCUCUGGGUAUUAUUAUGACGCCGCUUCUGGUUUUUAUUAUGAUGGAAAUACAGGGUUGUAUUAUGACGGUAACAAUGGACUCUGGUAUUCUUAUGAUCAGAAGACUCAGCAAUAUGUACCCUGCACAAAUCAGAAUGAAAGCAAAGCAGCAGCAGGACCAACUGAAACUGCCAAGUCAUCAGAUGGCUCAAACACUAAGAAAGUCGUUAUAUCUGCACCAGCUUCUACAAUAGCUGGUGAGAAGGCUGCCUCACUACCGGACGCUAUCCAGGCUGCUGCCUCUGCAGCAAUAGCUGCUGAAAAGAAAGAGAAGGAGAGGGCAAAAGAGAUAAAACUUGCGUCGAAAAGCAGUAUCCUUGCCAAUAAGAAGAAAAUGAGUAAUGUAUUGUCAAUGUGGAAGCAAAGAAGCCAUGAAGGUCAAGCCCCCCGUGUGGCGCUUGAAGACAACCAGACCACGGGUGAAGACAGAUCUAACUCAGUAGGACCCACUGCAAAGGCCAAGUUAAAAGCUGAGACCUUGACGACUAGAGAGAAUCCUACAGCCAAUUCAGGACUUGUAGGAAGCUCAACUUUUCAAUCUGUGAGUUCUGAGUCUCAGGAUAGGCCUAGGUCUCUGACUAACAGCUCUGGGGGCACUCUAAAGGGUGUCAUAAGAGGUUCUGGUUUAGGGGUGGUGAAAUCAGAUACUCUAUAUACAGGAUCAUCUGGAAGUGCACCCACGUCACACUCCAUGCCACCAACCUCAGGUCCAUCUUCAUUAACAAAUGCAGAUGCCACUGCAGCACCCUUUAGGACUGAUGCAUCUGCAUUGGGUGCGUAUACACCCCCAGUACCAUCUGGUAGUAAAAGAAGGUUCUCAGAGAUGCCAUCACAGCCUCCUCCGUCUAUCAAGGAACAGUCUCAAACUACAUACCGAGAUCGUGCUGCUGAGAGGAGGAGCUUAUAUGGUUCAUCUUCAGCUUUUGGAGAUGAUGCAUCAGAUCAUGGAGAUUCAAAUCGGGAUUCAACAUCCAGAAGAGGUGUUUUUGAUCCAACUCCUUUCCCGCCUGGUGUUGGAGGUGGACGUAGUGCGGAAGCAAAUAGUCAGAGCUUUGAGGUUAUCAGUGCUGACAGGGCUAUCGAUGAGACUAAUGUGGGCAAUCGUAUGCUCCGCAACAUGGGAUGGCAGGAGGGCUUGGGAUUGGGGAAGGAUGGAAGUGGUAUGGUAGAGCCAGUCCAAGCUCAAAGCACUGGACAUAGAGCCGGACUGGGAAGUCAGCCCAAGAAGGUGGUGGACCCAACCCUUGAAGUACAGUCUGGUGACAGUUACAAGACACUCAUACAAAAAAAGGCUAUAGCUAGGUUCAGAGAGAUGUCAUAAAUGGAGAAGAAAUGUAUUACAACCACGCCAGGAUGGGGACUGGAGAUGUUCGGUUAGAAAUGUUUCUGAUUAGGUUAGUUAGGUAUUUUGUUGAUUUCUUUGUUAGUUUUUCAUUGUGCUGUUGGAUUCAGAAACUAUUUAAAAUGUUGAGGGUGAGACACUGGUUUUCUACACCUCUUUCUGUACUUGCCUUGUUCGAUGAAUGCUGCAGUCAGGUUAUCUCACUUGUGUACCCGUUUGCAAUGUAAAAAAGGUUCCCUCUUAA
Messenger RNA from Lycium ferocissimum, 3721 nucleotides. Its product is annotated as SUPPRESSOR OF ABI3-5. The coding region runs from base 328 to 3456 and encodes 1042 amino acids. The record is from RefSeq and is a predicted model, not a curated record. Gene Ontology annotation, cellular component: nucleus. Gene Ontology annotation, molecular function: RNA binding. The transcript has 17 exons. Lineage: Eukaryota; Viridiplantae; Streptophyta; Magnoliopsida; Solanales; Solanaceae. Gene Ontology annotation, biological process: mRNA splicing, via spliceosome.